This is a messenger RNA of Meriones unguiculatus (Mongolian gerbil), 2116 nucleotides long. It is a transcript of the gene Krt4, whose product is annotated as keratin 4. Bases 60 to 1646 code for a protein of 528 amino acids. Gene Ontology annotation, molecular function: structural constituent of skin epidermis. The transcript is spliced from 9 exons. Gene Ontology annotation, biological process: keratinization; intermediate filament organization. The record is from RefSeq and is a predicted model, not a curated record. NCBI's taxonomy places the organism in Eukaryota, Metazoa, Chordata, Mammalia, Rodentia, Muridae. Gene Ontology annotation, cellular component: keratin filament.
AUUCACAACCUGGCCCUUGCUCCGCUUCUUGCUCGCAGCAUCUGCCUCUGCUCUCAGCCAUGAUCGCCAGACAGCAAAGCGUCCGCGGAGCAGCCCGGGGCUUUAGCGGUGGCUCAGCCAUUGCCGGAGGAGUCAAGAGGGUGGCCUUCAGCUCGGCCUCCAUGUCCGGGGGUGCAGGCCGCUGCUCCUCAGGGGGCUUCGGCAGCAGGAGCCUCUACAACCUCGGGGGCCACAAGAGCAUCUCCAUGAGCGUGGCGGGGUCCUGCCAAGGUGGUGGCUACGGGGGUGCCGGAGGCUUCGGUGUCGGAGGCUUUGGUGCUGGCUUCGGUGCUGGUGGCUUUGGCGGUGGCUUCGGAGGCUCCUUCAACGGUCGAGGUGGUCCCGGCUUCCCCGUCUGUCCUGCUGGAGGGAUUCAGGAGGUCACCAUCAACCAGAGCCUGCUGACACCUAUCCAGGUGGAGAUUGACCCGGAGAUCCAGAAAGUCCGCACUGCAGAGCGGGAGCAGAUCAAGACCCUCAACAACAAAUUUGCUUCCUUCAUCGACAAGGUUCGGUUUUUAGAGCAACAGAACAAGGUCCUGGAGACCAAAUGGAACCUCCUCCAGCAGCAGACAACCACCACAUCCCCCAGGAACCUGGACCCUUUCUUUGAGACUUACAUCAAUGCCCUGAGGAAGAAUCUGGACAGUUUGACAAAUGACAAAGGACGCUUGCAGUCAGAGCUGAAGCUCAUGCAGGACAGCGUGGAGGACUUCAAGGCCAAGUACGAAGAUGAGAUCAACAAGCGCACAGCUGCAGAGAAUGACUUCGUGGUCCUCAAGAAAGAUGUGGACGCUGCCUACAUGAUCAAGGUGGAGUUAGAGGCCAAGGUGGACAGCCUUAAGGAUGAGCUCAACUUCCUGAGGGUCCUCUAUGAAGCGGAGCUGUCCCAGAUGCAGACACACGUCUCAGACACCUCUGUGGUGCUGUCCAUGGACAACAACCGGAACCUGGACCUGGACAGCAUCAUCGCCGAGGUCCGCGCCCAGUACGAGGAAAUUGCUCGGAGGAGCAAGGCAGAGGUCGAGUCCUGGUACCAGAUCAAGGUCCAGCAGCUCCAGAUGUCAGCUGACCAACAUGGCGACAGCCUGAAGAGUACCAAGAAUGAGAUCUCAGAGCUCAACAGGAUGAUCCAGAGGCUGCGGGCAGAGAUUGAGAACAUCAAGAAGCAGUGCCAGACCCUGCAGGCAUCUGUGGCUGAUGCGGAGCAGCGUGGGGAGCUGGCCCUCAAAGAUGCCUACAGCAAACGCACAGAGCUGGAGGCCGCCCUGCAGAAGGCCAAGGAGGACCUGGCCCGGCUGCUGCGCGACUACCAGGCGCUCAUGAACGUCAAGCUGGCUCUGGAUGUGGAGAUCGCCACCUACAGGAAGCUGCUGGAGGGCGAGGAGUGCAGGAUGUCUGGAGAAUGCCAGAGUGCCGUGAGCAUCUCGGUAGUGGGCGGCAGCGCCAGCAUUGGCGGCAGUGCCGGCAUUGGCCUUGGCCUGGGAGGCGGUUUUGGCUCUGGUUCCGGUUCUGGAAGCGGCUUUGGGUUUGGUGGUGGUGUCUAUGGCGGUUCCGGUUCCAAGAUCACCUCUACCACCACCAUAACCAAGAGGUCCCAGCGAUAGAAGAGACGGGCGCUGAUGGCCCUGAGCCCAGCAGGGUCAGCCAUUCCUGGUGCCUUCGUGUUUCCUCCACUUCAUCUCCACUUCUUCCUGUUGCUCAUCUUGUUAGUUUCCCCACUCUGCCUUGGUCCCUCGGUUCCGGAACAAUCUUCUGGCCACGGUGUGGCCUCCGCCCUCUUGGAGCCUGGUAGUGUCUUCUCAGCUUGGGCCAGGUGACCCUUCUGCAAUGGGAGGGGCAUCUGAUUUCACCCCAAUGGACAGAGGAGGUGAAGACCAGCAGCUCCUUCUUCAGAACUGUCAUGUGCGGCCCGUCCAGUCACACCAGCCUCCAGCAGAUCCUGGCCAUCCAGCUGCCACAACCGUGCCCACUCUCCACUGACGGGCUCUGCCAGGCUAAGACAAAGACUGCUCGCGGUCCCGUUCAACCCUGCUCCUCUCUCUGCUCAUCCCCAAUAAAACUCUUUUGUCAUUCA